AGAGACAAAGAGAGAAGGUGAAGCCAUGGGGUGUUUCCUCUGCUCUGGCGAAUCGUCAGUUUCCAAGAAGGACCCCAAGAAAAGGAUAAUUGAUAGAAAAACUAACCGGUGUGAAACAAGCAUUCAUGCGCAAAACUCACAAGGAAUGGUUACGUUGCAUCACACAAUCUCAGUCUCUCCUGUUGCUGUUUUGUUGCUUAGAUUUGCCUACGAGGGAGGAUCGCCCCAUUGCAAAGGAGGAGUCAGAUGGCGGUGGUGGUAAUGACGAGACCAAAGUGCGGACUUUUACCUUUGCCAACUUAGCUGCUGCAACCCAGAAUUUCAAGGAAGACAAUUUCCUUGGAGAAGGAGGUUUUGGAAGAGUUUAUAAAGGUCGUUUGCUAGACACCGGUGAGCUUGUGGCUGUCAAGCAGCUUGAUCGCGGUGGAUGUCAAGGGAUUAGGGAAUUUGUGGUUGAAGUUAUGACGUUAAGUAUGGCUAACCACCCUAAUCUUGUUAACUUGAUCGGCUAUUGUGCUGAGGGUGAUCAGAGGCUGUUAGUCUACGAGUACAUGCCUCUAGGUUCUCUCGAGGAUCACUUACACGGCCCUAAACCGAAAAGAAAGAAGCUGGAUUGGAACACAAGGAUGACUAUAGCAGCUGGUGCAGCCCAAGGCUUAGAGUAUAUGCACGACAAGAUGAAAACCCCCAUUAUAUAUCGAGACUUGAAGGGUUCAAAUAUUUUGUUAGGGGAUGGAUAUCGCCCCAAACUAUCCGACUUUGGUUUGGCUAAAGUUGGCCCUUGUGGUGAUCAGACUCAUGUUUCCACCAGAGUUAUGGGCACUUAUGGAUAUUGUGCCCCCGAUUAUGCGAUGACCGGACAACUCACCUUCAAAUCAGAUAUCUAUAGUUUUGGUGUUGUGCUUCUGGAGAUCAUCACGGGAAGGAGAGCCAUUGACAAUAAAAAAUCUGGUCCAGAGGCAAAUCUAGUCUCAUGGGCAAGGCCAUUAUUCAAGGACCGGAAAAGAUUCCACCAAAUGGCAGAUCCAUCGUUGGAAGGGCAGUACCCGGUGAGAGGGUUGUACCAAGCUCUAGCAAUCGCUGCAAUGUGCGUCCAAGAGCAACCAAACAUGAGGCCCCUCGUUGCUGAUAUUGUCACGGCCCUCAACUAUCUUGCCUCACAGACCUAUGAUCCGAGCGUCCAAGGCCCCAAUACUCUGAGUAGCAGAUCAAAAGGAAAUAGCGAGCGCAACAACCACAACGACAACCAAGUCCAAGGACGGCUCAGUAUCUAGUUGUUCCACUCUCAUCAUUUUUUACCAUCACAUUGAGUUAACUCUUAUACUCAGCUCUUUAUGUAAAUCCACACUUUCGGAGAAAUAUAUUUACAAGUUAUUAUAACAUCAGCUUUGGAAGUUCCAUUUUUCAAAGAUUGAGAGAGCCUGUGUAGAAGCUAUAUUACCUUGUAUAUGGAGCUUAUUUUUCUCAAUAUAUGUACACUUUAAGGAUGUAUUAAAAUAUUAA
Messenger RNA from Salvia hispanica, 1503 nucleotides. The record is from RefSeq and is a predicted model, not a curated record. Lineage: Eukaryota; Viridiplantae; Streptophyta; Magnoliopsida; Lamiales; Lamiaceae.